Molecule: messenger RNA, 2922 nt
Organism: Colletotrichum gloeosporioides
Lineage: Eukaryota; Fungi; Ascomycota; Sordariomycetes; Glomerellales; Glomerellaceae
Product: ATP-dependent RNA helicase DED1
Exons: 8
Coding region: 1-2922 (973 amino acids)
Cellular component (GO): nucleus
Molecular function (GO): ATP binding; RNA helicase activity; RNA binding
Source: RefSeq, a predicted model, not a curated record
AUGGGUUCCAGCACGAGGAAAAAGAACCAAAAGGCCAAGGACUUUGCGAAACCAAAGUUCAAGGUUGGCAAGACCAAGGCCAAGCCGGCCAACUUCACAGACACCAGCUUCAAGGCUAAGUCCAUUGUGAUGGGCCAGCAGUCCCUCGCAGAAGAAGCCCCUGACGUCGGAACACAAUUCAAACACCACCUCUCCCUCGCAUCAACCUCAAGAUCAGACAAGGUGCGCAAAGAAGCGCUGGCACAUCUCACGAGCCAGGUGGGCUUUGGCAACAACCCCGUCGGCACCGCGACCAUUCUCGGCAAACUCCUGCCCCUCAUCUCUGACGCCUCUGGUCCCGUCCGCAGCCAACUACUCAAGCUCUUCCGUGAACUCCCAGAAACCGAAGUCAGGCAUCACGCCGAGAAGUGCAUCAUGUACAUUCGCGCCGGCAUGACGCAUCUUUCUGCCGACAUCAGCAACGAUUCCCUGUCAGUAUUGGAGUGGCUUCUUGAUGUUGCGGAGGACGAGACCGUCAGCUGUCCCGGCGGCUGGGUUAAGACGCUCAACAGCUUCUGCGCGCUGAUGGGAUGGUCCGUAAAGUCGAGUACCGGGUGGACGAGUGCGCCAAAGACCGGCCUUAGAUCCAAAGACUCGCAAUCGCACGCAAGGCAAGUUGGAGUGCUGGGGAGGUUUCUCAAGGCAGGGCUCAAGCCAGAGGUUGCGGCGCCGAGUAACCCGAACGCCCUCUACGACAACAUGUACCGCAUCCCACGGGCACCAAAUCCAUUUGCGUAUCUCAACCUAUUCGGGACUCGCAGAGACGAAGAGGCGGAGAUGUACAACGAUCGCGAGUCUCGACAGCGUGUUUUUCAUAAGAGGUUCUCGGAAUCCUUCAGCCGCGGUAUUGAGCAGGCAAAGAAGGAGGGCGGUGCGAGUGGUCGAUCUGCCAUCACUUUAGAGAAAUCAUUGAAGGAGGAUAUGGAGGGAUAUGAGCCUACUUCCGCCGUUGACCCUCAGGAUUUGCUGGAUUUAUGCCGGAAGGAUCUCGUCCAGUCUUGCCUGUGGUCAUCAGAUCAGUCGCCCUUCACCGCGUUCUUGACCAGCACUCGACCUUGCAACUCCAUCGCCAUGUCUUUCUCCGUCGGUGAGAUGGAGGCGGCGCUGCCUGCUGCCUCUGAGAAGCCUGUCGCCCUUGACGCUGAGGGUAAGGAGUGGUCUAAGCCCGAGACGUACAACUACGAGGAGAUGGCCCAGUCAGGCCCGAUCGAGAACGGAAACUGGGAGGGCAAUGCUGCCAUCUACGAGUGGGACGAGGAGUACGGUGAGGUCGGUCCUCAGCACCCCGAGCUUGAGCUCAUGCUCUUUGGUGACCCGGCCACUCGCCGUGACCACUCCGGCCUUGACUUCACCGCCAUCUCCGAAGUUGAGGUUCACCAGGAGGGCGAAAUUCGCGUCAACCCCAUCGCUUCCUACAAGGAUGGCGGUCUUCACCCAGUCAUGCUCGAGAACAUUAACCUGUGUGGCUACGACGCUCCCACUCCUAUUCAGAAGUACACGAUCCCGGCCAUCCACAAGGGCCUUGAUGUCGUUGCCGUCGCGCAGACUGGCUCUGGCAAGACCGCCGCCUACUUAGUCCCGAUCCUCAACAAGCUCAUGGGCAAGGCGAAGAAGCUGGCCGCUCCGCGUCCCAACCCUGCCUCGGUUCAGUUGGGCGAGGCUUCCGUUCGCGCCGAGCCCUUGGUUGUCGUGGUCUGCCCUACUCGUGAGCUUGCCAUUCAGAUCUUCAACGAGGCCCGCAAGCUGUGCUACCGCACCAUGCUUCGUCCUUGCGUCGCUUACGGCGGUGGUCCCAUUCGUGACCAGAUUCAGCAGCUUGGAAAGGGCUGCGACGUCCUCAUCGCGUCUCCUGGUCGCCUUUGCGACUUCAUCCAGCGCCCCGACGUCCUUUCUCUGCGCCGUCUGCGCUACAUGGUCUUCGACGAGGCCGAUGAGAUGCUUCACGAUGACUGGCGUGAGGAGUUCGACGUCAUCAUGACCGGUGGUGAGCAGCAGGAGGGAAACAUCAAGUAUAUGCUGUUCUCCGCCACCUUCCCCAAGGCUCUUCGUGACCUUGCGAAGGAGCAUCUCAGCACCUCCUCCAGUGUCCGCAUCAGCGUUGGUCGUAUCGGCAGCACUCACACCAACAUUCUUCAGCGCGUGAUCGAGGUCGCUCCUUUCGACAAAAAGUCGAAGCUCAAGGAGCAGAUUGAGUCUCUCGCCGCCUGCCGCACCAUCAUCUUCGUGAACAGCAAGCGUACCGCUGACGAGCUUGACGACUACCUCUUCAACAUGGGCUUCCCGUGCACCUCCAUGCACAGCGACCGUACCCAGCUGGAGCGUGAGGCUUCUAUGCGUGCAUUCCGUGCGGGCAAGGCUCCCAUUCUCAUCGCCACUGGCAUCAGCGCUCGUGGAAUUGACGUGAAGAAUGUCAAGCAUGUCAUCAACUACGACCUGCCUAGCAUGGACCACGGUGGCAUCGAGGAGUAUACCCACCGCAUCGGUCGCACUGGUCGCAUGGGUCAGCGUGGCAUUGCUACAUCCUUCUACACUGAGCGUGAUGAGCCCAUUGCCAGCGUUCUGGUCCGUACCCUCAUGGAGACCAAGCAGGACAUUCCCGAGUUCCUGGAGCCUUUCAAGCCCACUGGCAAGGGUCUUGAGAACCUGAAGUUCGAGACCGAGUCGGACUUUGACCCUGAGGAGGCUGGCAUUGCUCACCUCGGUGGUGGCGGCUGGGGUGGCGACGACGCUGGUGGUGACGCUGGCGGUGGCUGGGGUGGUGAUGCUGGCGGCGAUGCUGGCGGUGAUGCUGGCGGCUGGGGUGGCGGCGGCGAUGAUGCUGGCGGUAACCAGACGACCGAGGCUCCCGCCUGGGGUGCGUCUGCAGGUGGCGAUGGCUGGUGA